AUGUGGAAAUCUGCAACCGUCUACCAGCUUUAUCCAGCGUCGCAUCAUAUCGCCAAACUCGACUAUCUCAAAAAUCUUGGUGUGGACGUUAUAUGGCUCAGCCCGAUCUACCGUAGCCCAUUGGCUGAUAUGGGAUAUGAUAUCUCGAAUUAUAAGGACAGUGAUGCGCGCUAUGGCACAAUUGAAGACUGGGACCGCCUUCUGGCGAUGGAUCUGGUGGUGAAUCAUACAUCCGACAAGUACAUCUGGCGUCCUGGUAAAAGUGUGUUCCAGGGCUCUGCCUGGGAACACGACUCUACAACCGGGGAGUACUAUCUCCACCUUUUCGUAUCUAAGCAGCCAGACUUGAACUGGGACAAUCCUGUUGUGCGUUCCGACAUCUGGGAUAACAUGCAAUUCUGGCGGGCAUCACCACAGAUUGACGUGAUCAAUUGCAUCUCGAAGACGGAUGGUCUCCCCGAUGCGCCUCUGGUGGACCGCAUGCAGUAUUACCAACCUGCCAGCAUGUACAUCACGAACGGACCGCAGGUCCACAAAUACAUCAAACAAAUGCACACCGAGGUUCUCUCCCAGCAUGACCUCAUUAUGGUCGGUGAAACGCCCUUCACACAUGAGGCAUCCGGGCUCGCCGCGUACGUCCUUCCGCAAAACCGCGAGUUCAAUAUGCUCUUCCAAUUCGAGCUCAUGGAUUUUGACUCGCGCUCCGAAUCGCCGCUCCUCAAGAAUUUUUGGACACUCGGUGAGCUCAAGGCAAUCAUCGGUCGCUGGCAGCGCUUCAUGCGCGAUGAUGGGUUCUGGAAUGCGGCUUACAUCGAGAACCAUGACCAAGCGCGGUCAGUGGUGCGCUUUUGGAACGACACGGCCCAGUGGCGCGCCGUCUCCGCCAAGAUGCUCAUUAUCCUUGAGAUCACGCAGAUGGUGACACUAUACGUCUACCAGGGGCAGGAACUUGGGCUCAAAAAUUUCCCACGGACAUGGAGGAUUGAGGAAUACGAUGACGUGGCGAGUCAGAUUUAUUGGAAUUUGACCGAAUACCAGAGACAGAAAGCACAGGGGAAGGAGGCUGUUGAAAUGUUUGAUAUUCUCGACAGUUUCGCACAAAAGGCGCGCGAUCACGCGAGGACGCCAAUACAGUGGAAUGCAGGUGCACAUGGAGGCUUCACGACCGGGACACCGUAUAUGCGCGUAAACGACGAUUACCCAGAAUGGAACGCUGAACAACAGAUCGGUGAUGAAACCAGUGUGCACGCAUUCUGA
Messenger RNA from Suillus bovinus, 1257 nucleotides. Its product is annotated as glycoside hydrolase family 13 protein. Lineage: Eukaryota; Fungi; Basidiomycota; Agaricomycetes; Boletales; Suillaceae. The record is from RefSeq and is a predicted model, not a curated record. Bases 1 to 1257 code for a protein of 418 amino acids. Gene Ontology annotation, molecular function: alpha-amylase activity. Gene Ontology annotation, biological process: oligosaccharide catabolic process. The transcript has 13 exons.